AUGGCUGAAAUUGGACAGGCGGAGAGCUUGAUACCGAAAUUCAAAGUAGAGAGGUUACUCAAUCAAGAUCAAAAUGACCGCCGCAUAUCCAUUCUCGGCUCCAUCGAUGACGCGCCCGGUAUCCUAAUUAUUGAAAGAGCAGCUUUCGUUUCAGAUUCUGACUCCCUAAGAGCAUUCCAUGCUGCCCUAGCAAAUGUAGCAAUCAUUGGAGCCAACGAUAUAUAUCGCUGGUACCUCGCGUCAACUGGGCACAAUCACGAUUCCCCGCCAGACGUAAAGCUAAAUCUCAUUUGGCCUUGCACAGAACAGCACAUCUUGAAAUACUCAGCACAAAAUGUACGCAUAGUCACGGAGACGCCAGAUGUUUAUGCGAACUACGUUCGUGCAUAUAUGCAGAGUAGGAGGGAAAACGGCAGGCUGAACUGGGUAUAUAAUAUUAUAGAAGGACGCAAGGAGCAGGAGGAUGUAAUAAUUCGAGUAUCAGAUCCGGAGGAAGGCUUUUUGCUUUUGCCUGAUCUAAACUGGGACCGCAAGACAAUAGGAACUCUCCGUCUUCUUUGUCUGGUGGAGCGGCGUAACAUAUGGAGCCUACGAGACCUGAAGAAAAAGCAUAUCCCGUGGCUGAAGCAUAUGAGAGAGAAAGUCCUAGAUGGUGUUGUGAACGUUUAUCCCCAACUGGAUCGAGACCAGCUGAAGCUCUAUCUCCAUUACCAACCAACCUACUACCACCUUCAUAUUCACGUUGUCAACGUAAUGCUAGAAGGUGGGACUACUCAAUCCACAGGGAAAGCUUUUGGUCUUGAGAACCUAAUCUCUCAGUUAGAGACGAUGAGUGGCGGACCUGAUGCGGGAAUGGCUGAUGUUUCGAUUUCAUACUUCAUCGGCGAGGAAACUGAGCUAUGGAAAACAGUAUUUGGACCCUUGAAACGAGGCGAGAAGCCAAAAGUGGCGAACUGA
Molecule: messenger RNA, 957 nt
Organism: Histoplasma capsulatum G186AR
Lineage: Eukaryota; Fungi; Ascomycota; Eurotiomycetes; Onygenales; Ajellomycetaceae
Product: mRNA decapping enzyme
Exons: 3
Coding region: 1-957 (318 amino acids)
Biological process (GO): deadenylation-dependent decapping of nuclear-transcribed mRNA
Cellular component (GO): nucleus; P-body
Molecular function (GO): RNA 7-methylguanosine cap binding; hydrolase activity
Source: RefSeq, a predicted model, not a curated record